This is a messenger RNA of Athalia rosae (coleseed sawfly), 1314 nucleotides long. RefSeq lists its product as uncharacterized. The coding region runs from base 629 to 1012 and encodes 127 amino acids. The transcript is spliced from 4 exons. The record is from RefSeq and is a predicted model, not a curated record. Lineage: Eukaryota; Metazoa; Arthropoda; Insecta; Hymenoptera; Athaliidae.
CGUCGUUGCUGAAGAAUUCAUAGUCUAGGCAAAUAGCGGGAAAUACCCGCUCGAGCAACAAUAUUAGUGGACAAAUUAUGAACCGCUAGUCGCCACUGAGUUCAGACAUAACACAGUCGGUAUAUUCGCGUCGAUUUUACCAGGUCAUCGACAACGAAUUCACAAUUACCAAAAUAACGAAUGAUAUGGAACAAUUAUUGGUGAUCAGUUAUUACGAAAACUGUAGUGUUACCUCGUACUUUGAAUAAUACGGAUUUGGCAAUACAUUCUGUGAACACGAAUUAUUUUAUUCAAAUUCGGUGCCGACCACGUCAGCGAUUGAAACACGCGGGAAUGUUUGCUCGUACCGUCAGUGGAUGUAUUUCAAGAUUAUUUUAUCUAGAAUUAAUCGUACAUCAGAAAAUUCAAGAGAAAUAUUUCACUCAUUAUAUCAGUGAGUUGUUAACUAGGAGCCAAUGAAGAUCGAAAGAGAUUCCUCUCUCUAAAACAAUCGCAUUGCGUUCCUCCCCUGAGACCUGAUCGUUGUGCGCUUUCACACUUCUCGAUAUUUUAUCACGAAGAUAGUACAAUUUUCUGUUCGCGACAGAAAAAUUAAGUGUCAAAAUUUUUCAAAGGGUACAAUACCAGAAUGUCUAACUUUUUUAGUUGCCCUCGAUCAAUUUCCGUGGUCUGGUACUUAUUUUUAUUUUCAUGCACCGUGAGUGCGCAAGAACGGUGUGAUCUGAUCGAGUCCUCGGUAAUUGUGACGAAAGAUCUUACGCCGGGCUGUGCCUUUCAACUCGAUAUCCGCAUCUGUGAAGGACGUUGCAAAAGUUGGACGACCCCAGCCUCACCUGAUGAACUUCUGACGAAUCCAGAACAAGCAUUCGUUUCUCGGUCACGGUGCUGCGCCAUGGUGAAAUCCGAGAUUAUCAGCGAAAACGUGCUGUGCGGCACGGAACUUCAGAACAUCACGGUAAAAUCGGCAACAUUGUGUCGAUGCGAACCACAUACCUGCGGCAAGGAUAAUUAAUGACGUGAGCUUAUUCUCUGUAUUCGCACAACUAUUGUACGCCCCUAUUACCCCACGUUAUUCCUCACGACUUCUAAUUAUUUUUCUACGAUAACAGAUGCUUCCUUAAUUAUUCCAACUUUUCACAGAUGUGAUUCUCAAUUGUGAACAUUGAAAACAUGGGUGUUACACGUGUAUCGCAUCAUUAUCAUGUUCAUUUGCUAGAGGAUAUCAGACGUCGUGACGCUACGUCUUGUUUUGCUUUAAUAUUAAUCAACUAACGACUUCUGCUACGAAAUAAUAAAAUAAUAAUUACCUACGUA